AAUCUCUAGGGUUUCUUCUCGGUCACUAGCUCUACGAUUCGAUUUCUCGAAAUUCGAGUUUCGAUGGUGAAUCACAGCGACGCUGAAGCUUGCGCCUCCGAUUCGAAGUCUCCUUCAGCUUCUUCGGAUCAUGGGUUAGAGGUGAAUGGGAUUCACGAUACAGAGCCGAUUGAUGAUGAUGAUAAUGAUGGUAUCUCCUUAGUUGAAGAUCUAUACAACGAUACGGAGCUCGUAGAUGACGGAGAAACACUAGACCAAGUGGUGGAUGAUAGUGAGGAUGAGGAAGGAGGAGGUAAAGGAAGUGUAGCUUCCUCUAAGCAGCCAUGUUUGCUGGAGAGAAGCGUCAGAGCUGUAGAUAUGCUCUUGGAGUCUGAUGGAUCUAAUGAUCAAGAAUGUCACACAGGGAAACAAGAAUCGAACUGUGAUGUAGUUGCCGGUUUUCAAGGCUCUUCGAGGAUUGCUGCUGAUAAUAGUCAUGGUCAAGGGCUGGAUUAUUUGGAUUCUCAGGAACCAGGAGAUGCAACGCAAGCGGAAGCUCUUGGUUUCGUGGACCAACUUUUGAUGGACAAAGAUCUAAACUUGUCACCACCGGUGAAUCUCCAGGAAGCUAGUCUGAGAAGGAAGUCGCCUCCUUUCUCAGGUGCCAAAGGACGUCAGUCUCUGGCUAAAAGAAUCAAGACCAUGAGUCCAACCAAGAAAAUGAGUGUCUUUGAUUGGGACUGUGACGAUCAGUGUGAUGUGAGUGGCCCUCAAAACUCUCCGGUCAAUGGUGGAAACGUUACAUGCUUCAAGAAAAGGGAAGCUUCCGUUAAAGAUGAUGAUCUAUGUGAGGAUAAAAAAGUCUUAGCUCGUCCCACAAAAAGAUGUAUGCAGAGCGAUUCUGCUAAACAUAACAAGAUGGAAACGGCAUCGGGCUUGAGUCAGGGCAUUAUGUUAAUCUCGCAGAUGGAUGCUCAGUUGCAGGAUAAAGCGUCAAAGGAGCAUUCUGAACCCGAGGAAGAUUUUGUUGAUGUCGGUAUCAACACUCAGAUUGCUGCUGAAGCAAUGAGUGCUUUACUGUUUGCUCCCUGCACUAUAGAAGAAGCUAGUGAAUCAGAAACGAGGGAUCAAGCCUGUAAUCUCUCCGGAAGGAACAAUGAUACCAUUGAGGGUAGUGCUCCAAACAAGAAGAGAAACUCUAAGAAGAAGAGGAAAUUUACUGUGAAAGAGAGAACCGGUACAAACGCCUCUGCUACAACAUGUCUUCUCAACUUAUGUGAAUGGAGGCAUCCCAGGGCCAAAAGAUCACGUCUUACUCCAAGGCAUCACGUCCCACCUAGGAAGUCUUGGGGUGCUAGCUUAGCUAAAGACAGAAGCGAAACCAACACUCUGUCAGGUAGGUUAGUAGUAUCAUUAAGUGGGAGAAGACAAGCCUCUUCUUGCCAAUCAGGUGUCGAUUUGGAUGUUCUAAACCAUGCAUCUCCAAAGAAAAUAUACGGCCGAAGUCAUGAAAGCUCUCCUGAUAAAGAUUUGCCUAGGCCAUUUCUUCCGAAGGAGAUCAAAAGGCUUGGAGGAUCAGGAAAGGUGGGUGACUUUAAGUGGAAAGACUUGAGGAGACGAAGAAACUUGGCACAUGUUCGUGUCUUAUUCAGCCAUAAUCUGGAUGAUGAAACAAUCAAGCAGCAGCAGAAGAUUAUGGGCCGACUAGGAAUUUCUCAGGCAUCUUCCUCGGCAGAGUCAACACAUUUCAUAGCAGAAAGGUUUUGUAGGACAAGGAAUAUGUUGGAAGCCAUAGCCCUUGGUAAACCUGUUGUUACAUCUCUAUGGCUGGAGAGCUGCGGACAAACAAGAUGCUUGUUAGAUGAGAAGAAUUACAUCUUAAGGGAUAGCAAAACGGAGAAAGACGGGUUCUCCUUGCGUACAUCUUUGGCCCGUGCAAAGCAGCAUCCCCUUCUUAAGGGAUUAAAAGUCUGCAUCACUCCCAACAUUAAACCGGACAGAGGUAUGAUUGCUCACUUAGUGAAGUUGACCCAAGGGCAGGUAGUGGAGAUAAGUGAAAUAAUUGCUGCAGCAGAUAGAGAAUUUCCUGAUGAUCUAUUGAUUAUUUCUUGCGAAGACGAUAGAGAUUUAUGUCUUCCUUUCAUUAAUCAAGGAGCUGAGAUUUACACCUCAGAGCUUUUGCUUAAUGGAAUCGUGAUUCAGAAACUGGAACAUGCCAGGCAUUAUCUCUUCUAAAAGGAACCAAAGAUACACAAAGUUUGCAGCAACACAUAGGGAUCUACUGGAGAUUCAGCACCAGGGUUCGGAUUGUUGAAGCCAACACUUGUUGGAGCAGCAGCUGGAUUUGUAUGAUAAGGAGGCGGAGGAGGAAGUCCAUUGUAAUUGGGAGGUGGUGGACCACCUUGACCUGGUAUUGGAGCCAAUCCUGGUGGCCUAAGCAUACCGUUUUGUGGAGGUGGUGGUGGUAAAGGAGCUCCAGGUGGUGCCAUCAUCUGUGGUACUCCUGGAGGAGGCAUGUAACCUGUAAAGGUACAAUAUUACAUAUCAAUUAAACAACUCAAUGCAAAGACUCAUGGUACAUUACAUCACAUAAGUGCAAACCAAAUCUCAGAUCGAUCAAGUGUAAAUCCGUGCACCAACCAAGCGGGUUAUAACUUUAUAAUUCUAGUAAA
This is a messenger RNA of Brassica napus (rape), 2651 nucleotides long. RefSeq lists its product as uncharacterized. The transcript has 9 exons. The record is from RefSeq and is a predicted model, not a curated record. NCBI's taxonomy places the organism in Eukaryota, Viridiplantae, Streptophyta, Magnoliopsida, Brassicales, Brassicaceae. Bases 64 to 2214 code for a protein of 716 amino acids.